UAGGGCAGCACAGCUCAUCCGUAAGCUCUCCCUCCGGAUCCUAACAAACCCAUCACAACUAUCUCUCUCUCUAUCAAUUUCUCUCCCCUCUCUCUCUAUCAAUCUUCUCUGCCAUAUAAAAACAACCCUUUUCAAAUCCUUAACGCUCCGACUUCAGUUUUUACUCGUUCAAUUCUCAUAUCGACCGCCAAAUCUUUGCUUCUCAAUCGGUUUUGCGUAAAAGAAAACCCUAGAUUUUCAUUCAAAAGAAAGGAACAAUUCUGAAUUGUGAGAGAAAAGGAAUCGAUGGCAGAUCAAGUCUUGGAAGGGAGCCAACCUGUCGAUCUCUCCAAGCAUCCGUCUGGAAUCGUCCCUACACUACAAAACAUAGUAUCUACUGUCAACUUGGAUUGCAAGUUGGAUCUUAAGGCCAUUGCACUACAAGCUCGUAACGCCGAAUACAAUCCCAAGCGUUUUGCUGCUGUGAUCAUGAGGAUCAGAGAACCGAAAACGACCGCAUUAAUAUUUGCUUCUGGAAAAAUGGUUUGUACGGGUGCGAAAAGCGAGCACCAAUCAAAAUUGGCAGCACGAAAGUAUGCUCGAAUUAUUCAAAAGCUUGGUUUUCCAGCUAAGUUUAAGGAUUUCAAGAUCCAGAACAUUGUGGGCUCCUGUGAUGUUAAAUUUCCUAUUAGACUUGAAGGCCUUGCAUACUCCCAUGGCGCUUUUUCUAGUUAUGAACCAGAGUUGUUCCCUGGAUUGAUUUAUCGUAUGAAGCAACCAAAAAUUGUGCUGCUUAUCUUUGUUUCCGGGAAAAUUGUUCUGACUGGAGCUAAGGUGCGAGAUGAAACGUAUCUUGCAUUUGAAAACAUAUACCCGGUGCUUACGGAGUUCAGGAAAAAUCAACAAUGAUUUUUAUGGGAGGUACAGCAGGAUUGAUGUGCUCACUUGGGGCGGUAACUGCUGACCAACUGUAAAUAUGUUGAAAGGAGAGAGUGCUCGCUGGCUCUUGGCUGUUGAAGAUAUAUAUAUUAAAAGGACUAGAACAAUUUUCCCCGAAAUGUUAUCCCCAGUAACUUAGUUUACUGCUUGUACCAAAACUACAAUAUUUGUUGUUGCAGAGAUGAAUAAGAAAAACAUUGGCAUUGUUUGAACUUUACUGCAUUAGUUGCAUUAGAGUUCGGUACAGUUCUAUGUAAAGCAUAUUAACAACAUUAGGAAUUAAUGACAUUUUAAUGAUAUGAGUGUCUA
Cornus florida is the source of this 1227-nucleotide messenger RNA. RefSeq names its product TATA-box-binding protein-like. Gene Ontology annotation, biological process: DNA-templated transcription initiation. The record is from RefSeq and is a predicted model, not a curated record. The transcript has 10 exons. The coding region runs from base 286 to 888 and encodes 200 amino acids. Lineage: Eukaryota; Viridiplantae; Streptophyta; Magnoliopsida; Cornales; Cornaceae. Gene Ontology annotation, molecular function: DNA binding; RNA polymerase II general transcription initiation factor activity.